Molecule: messenger RNA, 1039 nt
Organism: Centruroides sculpturatus (bark scorpion)
Lineage: Eukaryota; Metazoa; Arthropoda; Arachnida; Scorpiones; Buthidae
Product: cholesterol 7-desaturase-like
Exons: 6
Coding region: 56-1039 (327 amino acids)
Biological process (GO): cholesterol metabolic process; chlorophyll biosynthetic process
Cellular component (GO): chloroplast
Molecular function (GO): chlorophyllide a oxygenase activity; 2 iron, 2 sulfur cluster binding
Source: RefSeq, a predicted model, not a curated record
UAAAUUCGAGUUUAAAUGGUUUAGAUCAGAUAUAUCCAAGAUUAUAAUUCAAAAAAUGUACAGCUUUGUAUACGACAGUGUAGCAGAGGAUUUAUGGAAAUGUUCCUGGUUUCUGAACUUGUUUCAAUUCAUCAGUACAACGAUUAUAAAUAAACCGUAUCUGCUGAUUUUAAUUUUUGUUUUUAUCCUUAUUGUCUACUUUUCGUUUUCAACUGUUAACGAUGUAGUUGAUUUGAAAGAUAAUCGUUAUAACGAAGGAGGAACGAAUGCCAGGAAAUUACGUACAAAACGAAUGCAGUUAUUAAAAGAAACAAAUAUAUUAAGAAGAACGAAAGGAUGUCCUCCCGCGUAUCCAAAUGGAUGGAUACCUUUGUUGGAAUCCAGAGAUCUACCUGUUGGGAAGUGCAUGCCUGUUACUGCCCUAGGUCAGCAAUUUGUUGUAUUUCGUGGAAAAACAGGAACAUGUUUUGUUUUAGAUGCUUAUUGCCCUCAUUUGGGCGCUCAUUUAGAAACCGAUGGCAAAGUUCACGAGGAUUGCAUCGAAUGUCCUUUUCACGGAUGGCGAUUUACUGGAAAAGAUGGUACUUGCGUGAAAAUACCUUACGCCGAAAAAAUUCCAGAAGUGGCUAAAAUAAAAAGUUGGGAAACCAUCGAACAGAACGGAUUUAUUUACGUGUGGCAUCAUGCAGAAAGCAAACCUCCUCUGUGGAAACCUCCAGUUAUACCAGAAAUAGAGAACCGACUAAUGUCGUACAUAGGUCGUAGCGAACACGUUAUAAACAGCCACAUUCAGGAAAUGUUGGAAAAUGCAGCAGAUUCCGCUCAUCUCAAUUGCCUUCACAGAUUUGGAUUGUCGUCCAAAAUUACUCAUCAUCCAGAAAAUUGGCAGAGAUAUAUUCAGUUUAUAGCCAACAUAUCCCCCAAUCCGGUGUGUGAAGAAAAUUUUCACACUGCUAAAUAUAUAGGCGUUAUGGCUAUAAAAUUGUUCGGAAUAUCUCUACUAUGGUCAUCGUUUGAAUUUGAACAGGUAAUUAAUUAA